AAAUAUCAAACGACAUCCAUCCUCGCAGUGCAACUCGGGCUGACCACACCACUUAACAAAGUACCACCAUGUCACCAACCCAUUUCAAAGCCGCCGUGCUGGCAGAACCAGGCUCGCUGUCCCGAUACGAAUUCGUGGAGCUUCCAUUACCAGAUCUAGGGCCCUUGGAUGUUCUAGUCAAAUUAUCCGCCACAGGGGUCUGCGGAACUGAUUCCGCACUGGCAUCAGGGGCACUUGGACCUACACGCCGCAUUCUCGGUCAUGAAGGGAUAGGCCGAAUCGCUCAGGUCGGGUCCGCUCUGACAGCUGAGCCGUCAAUUCAGGUCGGCCAACGCACUGGUGUCUCAUGGGUUCGCGAUGUUUGUGGGCACUGUGCCAUGUGUCUGAAGGAGGGAGGAGAGCCCCGAUGUCUGGAGCAGUUCCACUCUGGGAGAAAGAUCGAUGGCACGUUUGCCCAGUACACUAUUGUACCUUCUAGGUACUUGAUCCCAGUGCCAGAGGGGCCGCCGGAUGAACACCUAGCCCCAAUCAUGUGUGCGGGAGCGACUGCAUAUAAGGCUCUUAAGAUCUGCGGAGCAACGCCAGGACAGUGGAUUGCUAUCUCCGGCGCUGGUGGAGCGGUUGGUAGCCUGGCAUUACAGUACGCCCGUUCAAUGGGCUACCGGACGAUUGCCAUCGACGCUGGUAACGAAAAAGGCCGUUCUUGUAAGACCUAUGGAGCUGAUUUCUAUGUGGACAUCCUUCACGAAAGGGACACCCCGGCAGCAGUAGCAAGAGUCACACAGGACCAAGGUGUUAGUGCCGUACUGGUGACAGCAGGGAAGGCGACUGCCUAUGAGGAUGCAUUUCGUAUGCUUGCCCCAUUCGGGGCCCUUGUAUGCGUUGGCAUCCCAUCACCUGAUGAAAAGGUCACCUUCCACCCACUAGUUCUGAUAGACCAGGGAAUUCGAGUGAUUGGAUCCAUGGUAGGAACCCGUGGAGAUAUCCAAGAGGCCAUUGGUUUUGUCAGCCGGGGAGCUGUGGUCCCAGACGUUGAAGUGAUUAGUUUCGACAGGCUCGCAGAUAUUACCGAGCUAGACUGUUCGAAAAAGGGUGUCAGCAAAUAUGUCAUUUAUAUAGAUACUUAACGUUUAUACUUCGGGUUAAAGCGCUGCAUAUACAGGAAAUAUGUACCUACUCCGUACACACCU
Aspergillus glaucus CBS 516.65 is the source of this 1190-nucleotide messenger RNA. Its product is annotated as zinc-dependent alcohol dehydrogenase. Bases 69 to 1127 code for a protein of 352 amino acids. The transcript has 3 exons. Gene Ontology annotation, molecular function: oxidoreductase activity. NCBI's taxonomy places the organism in Eukaryota, Fungi, Ascomycota, Eurotiomycetes, Eurotiales, Aspergillaceae. The record is from RefSeq and is a predicted model, not a curated record.